AAUCAGGCGUUCGAUGCUGAUUGACGAAUCGAUCUCGUCCGACAAUUCCCGAACUUUAUACGAGAGCUUUGACAAGGAAAACAGUCGCUCUUUUCAUGUAUUCGCUUCAUAUAAUAGAGCAUUUUUUCAUUCAUCCUUUUUAUUGCAAGCAUCCAGUGGUAAAGAAAUUAUAUUCAAGUGAAAUCUUAUUCAUUUCAGCGAGUUCAAAACUACGCCGACUUUUUUGACUUACUCGGAUUCUUCCUCGUGGGAGGUACAAUCCCACAAACCCCAUAGGCACGAAAAGGAAGCGUAUACAAACCUCUACCAGCCAAUUCGACGAGGCAUGAAAAUGCCAAAGAAUACAAAAGAUGUUCAGUGAUAGAUGAAUAUGGGAGAGCACACUGUGCCGGUUCUGCUCAUAACAGCAAAUGUUGGUUCCGUCUUUGAAAAUCGAGAUGGUCUUGAGAAAGGCUGGAUUCGUGAAACAGUCGGUACAAUAACAAGACUUAAACCAAAGUUUGUGGCACUGCACUUUCAAGAAAGUGGAGGAAAAGAAUCGGGUGAGGAAUCACUAGAAAAUGUGAAGGACUUUACGCGUGUCUUCCUUGGUCAGUCUCAACUGAAAGAAAAAUUUGACAAAGUGCGAGCAUGGUUCGAUCAAGAUUACCAUAAACAAGAGCAAUAUACGGCUCUUGGUUGUAUAUAUCUGGUAAGCAAGUCCUUAGAGGAUGCAUCACUCUGGAAUUUUGAAGGUAUUAGUACAAUCCCACAAACCCCAUAG
Molecule: messenger RNA, 763 nt
Organism: Orbicella faveolata
Lineage: Eukaryota; Metazoa; Cnidaria; Anthozoa; Scleractinia; Merulinidae
Product: inositol polyphosphate-5-phosphatase A-like
Biological process (GO): phosphatidylinositol dephosphorylation
Molecular function (GO): inositol-polyphosphate 5-phosphatase activity
Source: RefSeq, a predicted model, not a curated record